AUUUCCUUCUGCUGCCAUUCCUUCCGAAUUCCUUAUUCUGAACUUGAGUUAAUGGAAAUGAUUUUUGUAUUCUUAUUUAAACAUCUUAAUAUUGUGCCAUGUGCAUCUGUUGUAUGUGGCUGCAGCACCAAGCCAGUGGCAGAAGCCUUCUGUGAGGCGGCAUUGCUUGCUCGGCUGAGAGGAGAGCAGUGGAGUGAGAUGCAAGAGAAGGGGAGGCCAGAGAUUUUUGUGCUGGUAAGGAAUCUGAGGUCUGCCGUCUAUCGGCUUGCCCUUGCAACCAUUGUAGUGGAACAGCAGGUGGAAGACAUGGAGUUCAUAUCCCAUUUGUUAUUACUUGAGAGGUCAUAUGCAAUUCACAAAGGUUAUUCUACUCUUCUAUCAGGCAGAAGCUCUUGAUUUGGAGAAAAUUGUGCUUCAAACAGUAGCGGAAGUUGUAGAGGGCUGGAGAAUAGAUGAUAUAAGCGGUCUCUUAGGUCAUUAUAAUUUUAAAGCCAACAUGCUUGACAGAAAAGUCUCACUUUUGAGUGGUGAUGAGGUAUAUGAAAUGUCUAACAUGCUAUUUUUGAUUUUGCCUGUUUGGCUAUAUUAGGCUAUGUGGCUGCAUGGAAAGUUGUAUUUCUAUAACC
Messenger RNA from Magnolia sinica, 626 nucleotides. RefSeq names its product ribonucleases P/MRP protein subunit POP1-like. Gene Ontology annotation, cellular component: nucleolar ribonuclease P complex; ribonuclease MRP complex. The transcript has 2 exons. Bases 52 to 396 code for a protein of 114 amino acids. Lineage: Eukaryota; Viridiplantae; Streptophyta; Magnoliopsida; Magnoliales; Magnoliaceae. The record is from RefSeq and is a predicted model, not a curated record. Gene Ontology annotation, biological process: tRNA 5'-leader removal.